CAAGAUGAGCUUUAAGGUCCCUUCAAGUGCAAACUAUUCCAUGAUUUUAAACAUUAUUCUUCUUUUUCUGUGCCUCUUUGUGUGCAGUGGGGUUGGAACCCGCCAGGUGUGCCGGUGGUUGUGGUGGGGUGGGUCAUGAGGAGAGGAGAACCCCCUGUGCUGGUGGAUUCGCCACCCCUGGAGUGACUGAGCCAGCAAUGCUCUUUUGGGGCUGCAGAGUCUGGACAAGGAUGGGUGGAUCCAGGCAAACUCAGUCCUCACUCACCAGUUCAGGGAUGCAGCUGGAGGCAGAUCCCAGUGCCUUUCCAUGAUCUCUGUGCCUUCCUUCCUCCUGCUGCCUGGCCUUUCCUGAUGGCUGCAGCUGCCAACCCCAGGCAGGAGUGAGAGGUGGCCCCCACGGACCCCUCUGCCAGCUCGGUUCUCCACCUUCCUCUCUUGGGUUUUCCUGGUGCUGGCCGAGUGUCUCAGCUGCUGCUUUGGGAAGCAAAGAUGUUCCAAAUGCCAUUUGUUCCUCUGCUGGCAUGUCCUGGCUGGGGGGACCAGAGGAGAUCCCUGGAUUCAGCUCCCAGACCCAGCUCCCCCCUCGCUGCUGCCGGCUUUGCAGUCACUUGAGGAAUUUUCCACAGUCGGGGCAGUGGGACCCUGGAGGCUUUCGCUGCAAUGCAUCACAGCAGCCUCGGAGCCAGGGGGGUCCCACCUUCCCCUGCCCAACCCUCAGCUCCUGCCUUGGCACCUCUGGCACCAGGACCAGGGUUCACACAGCCACAGCAGGCCUGGCAGGGCCAUGUCCCAGCUACAGCCAGAGGGAUUUUCCCCCCAUCCUUGCCCAGGGUUGUGGGAUGAGUGUGGUGGGGCACUGGAGCGAGUGCUGGGACCAGGGGCUGCUUCAGUGUCAGGGGCUUCAAGAAAGCAGCCACAGGUAACACUUCAAUUAAUGUCCAUCCCUGCUCUUUAAUUUGUUCAAGAGCCAUAAAUUCAUCUCCGUAGUCACACACCAGCCUUCUGUGAGUGCCUAAAGCUGGAAAGUCCCACAGGCUCAUCUGACCACGGUGCUGGUGACCUUGGGAGUCUCCAGGGUCAGUUUUCCUCCCGCUGCUGUAACUCCCAGACGUGUGCGUGGGUGUGGAUCCCUUGGAGGGAGGCAAAAAAAAUGUAGAUGGGAUUUUUUUUUAGUGUGAUUUUUCAAUGUUGAGUUUGCAGGUGUGAUUUUUCAGUGUGAUUUUCAAUGUGAGUUUGCAGAUGGAAUUUUUCCACCAUUGCAGGUCUGAAGCUGAGCACCCGAGCGAUGCUGCUGCCCCCAGAAAUGACGUUUUGGGACCUGGUGUGUGCCUCGCGCUGGAAGGUGCCACUGGAGCAGACCACGCACCUGCUGGGCUGGACACUGGGCAGUGUCACUGCCGGCCUGGCCUGUGACAGGUUCGGCCGCCGUCCCACCUUCCUGCUGUCCCUGGCGCUGGCCGUGCCCGUGGGCCUCGGCGUGGCACUGGCUGUGGACUUCCUCAUGGUCCUGGUGGCACGGCUGCUCUUCGGGGCCGCGCUGGCAGGAGCCUUCCUCGCCCUCUACGUGGCACGGCUGGAGCUGUGUGACCCCCCGCACCGGCUGGGGGUGACAAUGGUGGCCGGAUUCUUCUGGAUCGCCGGGGAGCUGCUGCUGCCGGGACUGGCUCUGCUGUGCCGAGACUGGCGGGUGCUGCAGGGCGCUGUCACCAUGAUCCUGGCCCUGCUGGCUGCCUGCUGGUGGUGCCCGGCACUGUUGCUGGAGUCACCGCGCUGGCUGCUGGCCACACGGCAACUGGAGAGGGCCAGGAAGACCCUGCAGGCGCUGGCCGAGGACAAUUGCCCCCAGGACAGCCUCCUCGCGGAGCUGGAGGCCGUGUCCGAGGGGCAGCCCCGGUACCACUCUGUCUGCGAGAUCUGCGGCACCAGGGUCAUCUGGAAGAACGGCGCCAUCCUCGGCUUCGCGGCGUUCAUCGGCUCCGGCAUCCGCCACUGCUUCACCCGCAACCUGGUCCCGCACCUGCCCCACUUCUUCUCCUCCCACCUGGUGCUUGUGAGCACCGAGGCGGCCGCUUGCCUCUUCGUGUGUCUGACGGCCGAGCGCUUCGGGCGCCGCGCCAUCCUCCUGCUCUGCACCGUCCUCACCGGCAUCUCCUCCCUGCUGCUGCUGGCCCUCACCCAGUACCUGCUGGAGCUCAUUGUCCUGACGCUGUCCGUGGUGGGCACGGCCGCCUCCCACGCUGUCACCAUGCUCAGCAUCUUCUUUGCCAGCGAGGUUCUGCCCACCGUGGUCAGGGGCGCCGGGCUGGGCCUGGUCGUGGGGGCCAAUUUCGUGGGCAAGGCCGCGGCGCCCAUCACCGCCAUCCCCAACAGCCGCGGCUUCUUCCUGCACCACGUCGUGUUCGCCUCCUUCGCCAUCCUGGCCGUGCUCAGCAUCAUGUUACUGCCCGAGAGCCGGGGCCGCAGCCUGCCCCAGUCCCUGCAGGACGGCGAGAGCCAGCGCCGCCCGCCCCUGUUCCGCCGGCCCCCCCGCGAGGACCACCUGCCCCUGCUGGACCCCCGCGCCAUCCCCCACGACUAUUCCCGCCUGGCCGCCUCCACCAAGAGGAUGCUGCGCUCCCCGGAGCCCCCCCGCGAGAUGUAGCCGUGCCCCCCCCCCCCGCUCCCUGGGGUCUCCCUGCUGCUGGAGGGGCUGAGCACGGUGUGGGACCCCAGUGCAGGGAUGUAAUGGGAAUAGCAGGACACGCGUGGUGGAGGGGCCGGGGGAGCAGCGCCUCCCCCGCGGUGGGGCCGGAUCCUGCCCCAGGAGCAGCGGUGCUGGGAGCCCUGGGGCGGGGGUGACGCCCCCCGGGGGCGCUGCCGGCUCCCAAUAAAAGUGCCUUGUUUCUACGG
Molecule: messenger RNA, 2889 nt
Organism: Corvus hawaiiensis (hawaiian crow)
Lineage: Eukaryota; Metazoa; Chordata; Aves; Passeriformes; Corvidae
Gene: SLC22A31
Product: solute carrier family 22 member 31
Exons: 9
Coding region: 1286-2641 (451 amino acids)
Biological process (GO): transmembrane transport
Cellular component (GO): membrane
Molecular function (GO): transmembrane transporter activity
Source: RefSeq, a predicted model, not a curated record